This is a messenger RNA of Pteronotus mesoamericanus, 950 nucleotides long. It is a transcript of the gene GLIPR2, whose product is annotated as GLI pathogenesis related 2. Gene Ontology annotation, cellular component: extracellular region. The transcript is spliced from 5 exons. The coding region runs from base 41 to 505 and encodes 154 amino acids. Lineage: Eukaryota; Metazoa; Chordata; Mammalia; Chiroptera; Mormoopidae. The record is from RefSeq and is a predicted model, not a curated record.
GCGCAGAGGCAGCGGGAGCCCAGGAGCAAACGAGCCGGCCAUGGGCAAGUCAGCUUCCAAACAGUUUAAUAACGAGGUCCUGAUAGCCCACAACGAGUACCGGAAGCAGCAUGGCGUCCCCCCGCUGAAGCUCUGCAAGAAGCUCAACCGGGAGGCUCAGCAGUAUUCAGAGGCCCUGGCCAGCACGAGGAUCCUCAAGCACAGCCCGGAGUCCAGUCGCGGCCAGUGUGGAGAGAACCUGGCCUGGGCAUCCUACGAUCAGACAGGAAAGGAGGUGGCUGAUAGAUGGUACAGUGAAAUUAAGAACUACAACUUCCAGCAGCCUGGCUUCAACUCUGGGACUGGACACUUCACAGCCAUGGUCUGGAAGAAUACAAAGAAGAUGGGAGUGGGGAAGGCAUCUGCAAGCGAUGGCUCCUCCUUUGUGGUGGCUAGAUACUUCCCAGCAGGGAAUGUCGUCAACCAGGGCUUCUUUGAAGAAAAUGUCCUGCCUCCAAAGAAGUAACUUGCCAAAUGCCAACGGGCAGGUGGCAGACUUAAGAACAUGGAUAUGAAGUGCCUAGAACAACAAAAACGCAGCUGUGUGUCUGUCUUUGUGGGUGUAUGUGCUUGUGUGUGUGAUGCAUGUGCAUGUCUCUUGCACACACACUUGGAUAUACAUUUUUGCAUGAACUCAUUCUUAUCAAAGGAAUGAGCCAGGGAAGCCUUUACUCUGAUUGUUAGACCACAAUUAUUUGGUCUUUGGGGGAAAAAAUCAAUUUUUAAACUUUUUGUUAUUUUUUUAAGCAAACUUUUGUACCUUUCUUACUUAUAAUAUCCCUGAACAUUUCGUAUUUCAAAUGUUUGUAAUGCUGAGAAGUGAAGUUCAUUUCCUGUGAUCUUCAUGCAUUGUAAUCUACUUGUGGUAGAUAUUUAAGAAUAUUAAACCUUCAUUUAAAUGUGACAGAAAA